Molecule: messenger RNA, 2700 nt
Organism: Erythranthe guttata (spotted monkey flower)
Lineage: Eukaryota; Viridiplantae; Streptophyta; Magnoliopsida; Lamiales; Phrymaceae
Product: G-type lectin S-receptor-like serine/threonine-protein kinase At4g27290
Biological process (GO): recognition of pollen; protein phosphorylation
Molecular function (GO): protein serine/threonine kinase activity; ATP binding
Source: RefSeq, a predicted model, not a curated record
AUUCCCAAAAAGACAUGUUAAUGUAACUUGCAAGAAAAGAAAAGAAAAAGAUGAACAACAUAUGCAUCAUACUUCUCAUUUCAACCUUACUGCCAAAUCACACACUUUGCAAAGCAAAUCACACCAUACAUAUGACUAAUAGCAUCACAUAUGCAGACACUUUGGUUUCACCCGGCGGGAUUUUCGAGCUCGGCUUUUUCAGUCCAGAAAGCUCGAGAAAUUGGUACGUCGGAAUAUGGUUCAAGAACAUCGCGUUGAAGACCCCGAUUUGGGUAGCCAACAGACAAACCCCACUGAGGAACGCCACCUCAGCUGUCUUGAAGGUGAUCCGACCGGGAAUCUUGGUUCUUGUCGUCGACGAAGAAACCGUAUGGUCUUCCGGCACGUCCAGGCUGGCGAACAAUCCGAUCGCGCAGUUAUUGGACUCCGGAAACCUCGUUCUACGCGAGGAAAACGAUGCUCGGCCGGAGAAUUACCUUUGGCAGAGUUUCGAUUACCUCUCUAACACGUUCUUAGUAGGUAUGAAUUUCGGGUGGAACUAUAUCACCGGUGUGGAGAGCUAUCUAUCGUCGUGGAAAUCCGAAAAGGAUCCGGCUUCCGGAGAGUUCACGUUGCAUCUAGAACCUUCCGGAUAUCCGCAGCUGAUCACGAAAAAGGGGGCGGUCAUUCAGUACAGAAUAGGACCGUGGAACGGUAUUGCGUUUAGCGGGUCCCCCGACGUGAGCAGCGACCCCGCGUUCACGUUCACGCUGUACAUGGACGAGGACGGUGUCUACUACAGGGGUGACGCUAUCGACAGGUCAGCUAUUACAAUGUUUAGUCUGAAUCCGAAUGGCGUGGGCCAGCGCUCGAUAUGGGUUGACCAAACUCAGGAGUGGGUCCGUUACUUGAGCCUUCCGGCGGAUAACUGUGAUUCUUACAGUUUUUGCGGAGCGUACGGGAGUUGUAAUAUCGGCGAAUUUCCCGUGUGCGGUUGCUUGGAUAAGUUUGUGCCGAAAGAUCCGAGUGGUUGGGCUAAGGCGGAUUGGACGAACGGGUGCGUUAGGAGGACGGGCUUGAAUUGCACAGCUGGCGAAGGGUUCUUGAAGUAUUCGAGUAUUAAGUUGCCGGAUGCACGAGAUUCGUGGUAUAACGUUACUAUGAGUCUCGACGAAUGCAAAGUUGAGUGCUUAAAGAAUUGCUCUUGCAUGGCGUAUACGAGUUUGGAUAUUCGCGGAAGAGGAAGUGGAUGCCUGCUUUGGUUCGGGGAGUUGGUCGACAUUCGAGUUUUGUCUGGAGGGGGACAGGAUCUUUUCAUCCGAAUGGCUUCGUCUGAAUUAGGGACUAAUGGCAAGAGAAAAGAAGUGCUAAUCGGGAGUUUGACAGCAGUCGGAAUUGCUCUACUCGGUUUGAGUGUGUUUGUGUACAUUUGGAAGAGGAAGAAGAACGACAAAACGGGGGAAAGAGUUGGAAUCCAUACGGAAACCGAAAAUAAAGACUUUCAACUGCCGUUGUUCGACUUGUCUACAAUCUCGAAAGCUACUAAUAACUUCUCGAUCGAAAACAAGAUUGGAGAGGGUGGAUAUGGACCUGUUUAUAAGGGCACCUUAGAAGAUGGACAAGUUAUAGCGGUCAAACGACUAUCGAAAACUUCCGACCAAGGAGUUGACGAAUUCAAGAACGAAGUUAUCUGUAUUGCCAAACUUCAACACAGAAACCUCGUGAAACUUCCAGGGUGCUGCAUACAAGGAGACGAGAAGAUGCUUCUGUACGAAUACAUGCCUAACAAAAGCCUCGACUUGAUUCUGUUUGAUGAAGAAAACAGAACGUCGCUCGAUUGGUCUAAGCGAUUCAAUAUAGUGAACGGAAUCGCGAGAGGGCUUAUGUAUCUUCACCAAGAUUCGCGUUUGCGAAUAAUCCAUAGGGACCUUAAAGCAAGCAACAUAUUGCUGGAUAGUGAAAUGAACCCCAAAAUAUCGGACUUUGGUAUUGCUAAGAGAUUCAAAGGAAACGAGACGGAAGAUAGGACCGGUCGAGUUGUAGGAACAUAUGGGUAUAUGUCGCCAGAAUACGCGAUGCAUGGCAGGUACUCGGUAAAAUCGGAUGUGUUCAGCUUCGGUGUAAUUGUGCUAGAAAUUGUUAGUGGAAAGAGAAACAGUGGAUCUUUUCGUGGGGAUUAUCGCGGCCUCAACCUUCUCGGACAUGCGUGGACGCUGCACAAAGAAGGAAGGUCACUCGAAUUAGUUGACACGAGUUGUGCGAACAAGUUGGAUAAUUUAGGACAAGUUUUACGAUUGAUUCAUGUAGGGCUAUUAUGCGUGCAACAUCGCCCGGAAGAUAGACCUUGCAUGACUUCAGCGGUCGGAAUGUUGACCGGUGACGUGGCGCUGACUCACCCAAACCACCCUGGAUUUUUUACAGAAAUCGAUACGGCUUUGACGGAAAGUAACCGGAGCUCCAAUACAGCAAGCUCCUACAAUGAAAUCACUAUCACGAUGCCACACGGGCGUUAACUAGGAUGAAUAUAUGAAGCUUUCGGUUGAGAGGAUCGCUGCAUUAUUGUUUUUAUUUUAUUUUUUUGUUUCAGAGGAUCGACACAUUUAUUGUAUGCAGAUUGCAGACUAUAAAAAUAUUGAAUAGAACUUACAGCACCGGCCAUGAAACUUCUCUCAGGUGUGAACACAAAUCAAUAAAAAAAAGAAAAAAAGUAUAGAUAGAGAA